Molecule: messenger RNA, 3995 nt
Organism: Anopheles merus
Lineage: Eukaryota; Metazoa; Arthropoda; Insecta; Diptera; Culicidae
Gene: Baldspot
Product: elongation of very long chain fatty acids protein 6
Exons: 4
Coding region: 479-1423 (314 amino acids)
Biological process (GO): fatty acid elongation, polyunsaturated fatty acid; fatty acid elongation, monounsaturated fatty acid; very long-chain fatty acid biosynthetic process
Cellular component (GO): endoplasmic reticulum membrane
Molecular function (GO): fatty acid elongase activity
Source: RefSeq, a predicted model, not a curated record
UUAAAACCGUGUGUCGGCCGUGCCGAGAGGUUCAUUUUGCGUCGGACAACCGAAACCACCCGUGGUCGAUUUUUCGCACAACGCCGCACCGUGUGUGUGUUUCUUUCCCACCCAACCCUCCAUCACCGCUGGGCCACCUGGAGACACCACCCGGAAUAAAAAGUCGGUUUUAAUCCGAGGUGUCCGUCACGGCAACCGGUUGUCCGUAUGAUCGAAAGUGUCGCAAAACGUCUAAUCAUUAGGUAAACAAGUGCUAGGUUACAGCGCUACCGCUCGCGAUCGCGCUAGGAUAAUAUUUAUUGGCAAGUGUCUGUGUGUGGAAGUGUUUGUGUGUGUGCGCGUACUUUUGAAGGCCGCGCAAAUCGCUCCCUGCCGGCAAAACGGGAAGAACCGCGUGACUGUGUCGGUGUAAGUGCGUGUGCCUGAGUGUGUGUGUGUGUGUGUAUCCUGAACGUCCUGUUUGCAGCGCGGCCUCAAGAUGAAUGUGGAAAUAACGCCCAACUAUUCGUACAUUUUCGACUUUGAGAAUGAGUUCAUCCACCAGGACACCCGCGUCUGGAUGGUGAAGAACUGGACGUACGUGUUCUACUACUGCGGCAUCUACAUGGCGGUCAUCUUUGGCGGCCAGUACUACAUGCAAAACAGGCCAAGAUUCGAGCUGCGAGGGCUGCUAGCAAUAUGGAACACACUACUGGCAAUGUUCAGCAUAAUGGGGGCCUGCCGGACAGCGCCCGAGCUGGUACACGUACUCCGACACUACGGGCUCUUCCACUCCGUUUGCGUUCCUAGCUUUAUUGAACACGACCGUGUCAGUGGUUUCUGGACAUGGUUGUUCGUGCUGUCGAAGCUGCCGGAACUGGGCGACACGGUGUUCAUCGUGCUGCGGAAGCAGCCGCUCAUCUUCCUGCACUGGUACCACCACAUCACGGUGCUGAUGUACUCCUGGUUCUCCUACACCGAGUAUACCGCCUCCGCCCGGUGGUUCAUCGUGAUGAACUACUGCGUCCACUCGGUCAUGUACUCGUACUACGCGCUGCGGGCCCUCAACUUCAAGCCGCCGCGCUCGAUCGCGAUGCUCAUCACGACGCUGCAGCUGACGCAGAUGGUGGUCGGCUGCGCGAUCAACAUCUGGGCGCACGGGUUCCUCCAGACGGCCGGCAAGAACUCGUGCAACAUCUCCGAGAUGAACAUCAAGCUGUCGAUCGCGAUGUACUUCAGCUACUUUGUGCUGUUCGCCCGCUUCUUCUACAAGACCUACCUCUCGACGAACGCGCGCAAGGGCAAGCGCCCGAUCCAGGUGACGGCCUCGUCGACCGCCACCAGCGGCCAGUACAUCGACAGCGGCUCGUCGCUCACCGGCAAGUCGGACGUGCAGUCGCUGCUCGCCGGCGGACAGGCCAACAGCAAGAUUAAGGCACAGUAAAAAGGCCCAACCGGCAAAGCGCGAAGACCCCUUGCGGCUAAACUUCUUUCCAAAGGCGUAGCAAGGGAUAAGGAGGGGUGGUGGGGGGCAGUAGAAGCAGCAGAAGGUGGCAGCAGGUGUCGAUUGCCUAGUGGUUGUGGGUGACAUCGUAGUUCCUUCAUUUCAAUUUCAUUCCUUCUCGAGCUGUGUGCGUUGGAAAAGGAAGGGGUUUUAGAGGGUGAAGCAACAAAUUCCAAAUGGCAAUACAGGCGCGACACACUCAGGAGCCUCAGCCCUCCUACCCCGUACCCCACCCGAAAGCAGCUCAUGGGGAUUAUCCAGCAGCAGCACAGAGAACCGUUUGCUCCACUGUUGCUAAUUGUUUCGGCCACCUUCUGGGUUCUACUGUAGGCCCCUUCCAGCUAUAAUGGUGUGUUACAUGUGUCGCUUAGUCGCUUGAACGUCUUGUCAACCAAAACGGCGAGAGGAAGUUACAACUUUUCCCCAACAAGAACAACAAAAAACGGCCCCAAUAUAUCCCCCCCCCCUACAAGUUGCCACUCUUGGAAGACACAACACCCGAACACGGGGUGUAAGCAAAUAGAGCAAAUACCAAUAGCGCAUUACUUUAGCAUUCCUGAUGGUGGGCCCUCUUCUGUACAUGAUCGAGAGAAAGGAUGGAGAGGGAAGAUGGGCAAUCUGUUUAGGUAGAUGGGGUUAUGUUUUACACAUAGAUACGCUUAGAACAGAAAGAUGGCCCUCCUGUUUGGCGCACGAAAACAACAAAAAAAAACACACACAAAAUUCGACAAUGGGAAGUUAGUGAGAGACACGAUCACUUCCGUCAGACAGAAAGCGACGAAAGAGAAAGAGAGAGAUACUGACGACAAUUCUAAGGACGAACCACAAAAAAAAAAACACACACGGUACUACACGGUGCAUGACUUCAUUUCUACUUACAAAGCAGAAACUGGAAGACAGAGAGAGAAAGAAAGAGCGAACACACUGCGGGGGGAGGGAAAACCGGACAACGGGGGGAGAGUUACAGAACAGAGUUUAGACACAACAAAAAUGAAAAAAAAACAAGAAAAAAAAACAAACAAACUAUUGAUUCGGGACUGACGGGGUUACUUUUUUGUUUUAGUUGUUUAGUGUACACAUCUAAUGGUAGCUAAAACACUCUUCUGUACGCUAUUUUUUGUCUUAUGAUUUGUACAUUAUUAAGUAUGAUAAAUAUGUUUGCGUUUUUUUUUUCUUCUUCUAUUGUUCUUCUUCUUCUCUUCUGUCCUUUCGCCGCCUGUUGUAUCAUUUCGGGAAGCUAAUAAUAUAAUUGUAAUUGUAGUUUUUGUUUUCUUGGGCGGGUCGAAGAGCUUAGUUUGUAAAUGCGAAUGCGUGCGGCGAAUGGGAAGAGGAAGGAAGGAAGGACCUCCGCGAAGAAGUGCAGUGCUGUAGAAAGACACAGACAGACAGACAGGCAGGGCCAGAAAGGCGUUCCAAGCUUUAGGAGUUUCGUUUCCUUCUGCUUUGCUGCUUUAGCCGAGUGUCGUCCGCUCUUGGGAAGGUAAAUACUAUCUAAAGUUACAUAAUAAGAAAAGCACACACACACACGGGGUGCAUAGGGGGGGGGGGGGGGUGUUUAAGCAAAGCAAAGAACAGAUAAAUCGGAAGUGAUUGAACAAAAACAACAAGCGGAUGAAAAACUCCACAAAACCGAACAAAUAGAAAGGAUAACAAAGGGAAAAGUAGAAAUAAAUGAAGGAAUCAUACAGAUGCCCUCGAAAUCGGGAUGAAAUGUUAGGGAAAUUAUAAUUUAAAUGGGCUUUGUGUGUGUGCGCGUGUGUGUGUGUGUGCUGUGUUGUAUAUGAGGAUUAGGAAAGAAGAGGAAGGGGGUUGUAGUGGUAGGUGGGGGAGAGCACGUUAGCUAUACAUUGCUCGCGGGGUAUGUUUAACGUAGUUUAAACAACAAUAUACCACUACUCCACCGGGUGCUCCUAAACAUGUGGGAGAGUUAGAAGAAGAAGAAGACGAAGAAGAAGAGGAGGAGUAGAAAAAGAAGAAGAAGAAAAAGGACGUACGAGGGAAAACAAACGAACAACAGAAACACAUGAAACAUCUGCGCAAAGACUGUUUUCGACUUAUUUAUAAUAGAAAAGAGGAGAGAGAGAGAGAGAGAAAAUAAAUCACUGGAAAACGACAAACGGAGCGUAACAUUGCAACAAACAAACUCUGCAUAUAGAAAUUCGAACAGGAAGUGGAGAAGAACAAGCAGUAGCAGUGGGUGGGAAAAGUAACACAGCAAACAAAACUUAACAGGAAAAAUACAACAAAACAAUUAAAAACAAUGUUAUUAUUUAUGCGUUUAUCUUUUUGGUGGUGGUUUUUAUUUUUUUUUUUCAAACUAAAUAGAUGGACUAAAUAGAUCUUUGAAUAUAAAGAAACCGGCAAAAAGAGAGGAGAUUCUUAGCUCCCCUUUGCCUCCUAGUCAUACCUACACACUACCUACAUCAUCAUUCCGUAAAUUUGAAUUACUGCAAAAAAGCGAUGUAAAAUAUCCAACAUGAGAAAGGAGUAUCACGAGUGAGUGAAACGUUAU